AUGGCGCUUUUUGCUACCAGCCGCCUGGCGGCUAUGUUGCUGCUGUUGGCGACAGUAGCCCACGCCUUUUAUCUGCCGGGCGUAGCACCACGCUCCUUUGCUGAGGGCGAGAAGAUCCCUUUGCAAGUCAACCGUCUCGACUCAACCGAGUCUGUUAUGCCCUUUGACUACUACUUCUUUGAUUUCUGUGAGCCCGGGGAGACUCCUUACGGUCGCAAUGGCGCACACGAGGGUGCCAAGGUCUCUGAGAACAUUGGUCAGAUCAUUCUCGGCGAGCGCAUCCGUCAGGGCCCUUACGAGAUCAAGAUGUUGCAGGGUGAGAGCUGCCGUGCUCUUUGCGCGCGUACGUACAAUGCUUCUGCCCGCAAGGAUGUCCUGAGCUACCGUCGCAUUCUCAACGCCAUUAAGAAGGACUACAUGAAUCACUGGAUCAUGGACAACAUGCCUGUUGUUGAAUGUACCGCCAAUUGCAAGGGUGGAGCUCGUCCUCAGGAUCAGCCCUACUAUCGCAUGGGUUUCCCUGUUGGCUGUGCCAUCGGCGAAGCCGCCAAGAGCAUGACCAUUUGCACCAUCAACAACAUCAACAACAUGUAUCCCAAAGAGGUUUUCCUCAACAAUCAUGUUGAUAUUAUUGUCAAAUAUCACCAAGCGCCCGAGUUUGAGGGCUCGCGCGUAGUGGGCGUACAAAUUCGUCCCCGCUCCAUCAAGCACGAGUCGAUAGACAACCUCAACUGCGAUUCAGGCGCACCUCCUCAACCUUUUCACCUCGCCUCGCACCGCUUCAAGCACAAGCUCAAAAUCCAUAACGUUCUGGAGGAACGCAGUCGUAGUGUUGCCGAUGCAGCUGCCAAGAAGAGCGUUGAUGGUGCUGUCGAGGCUGAGGCACAGGACAACACGCCUCAGGGCGAGGAGUUGCUGCACGUCAUUUAUUCAUAUGGCGUCUUUUUCGAGGCCAGCGAUGUCAAGUGGGCCUCGCGUUGGGACACAUAUCUCCAGUCCAGCGAGUCCACCUCCAUCCAUUGGUUUAGCAUUGUCAACUCGCUCAUCAUCGUUGUCUUCCUCUCCGGCAUGCUCGGCGUGAUCAUGGUCCGUACGCUGCACAAGGACAUCAACCGCUAUAACAAUGCUGAUGAUAAGGAGGAGGCGCAAGAGGAGUUUGGCUGGAAAUUGGUUCACGGCGAUGUUUUCCGCCCACCUCGUGGUGCCAUCUACCUGAGCUGCCUCGUCGGAAACGGUGUUCAACUGCUGGCCAUGGCCAUCGUCACCCUCUUUUUUGCCAGCCUGGGGUUCCUAUCGCCAGCCACGCGAGGCUCUCUCAUGACCGCCAUGAUCACGCUGUGGGUCAUCCUUGGCACGCCCGCCGGCUACGCCUCGGCACGCCUUUACAAAACCAUGGGUGGAGAGGAGUGGAAGCGCAAUGUCAUUAUGACUGCUGUGGCCUUGCCCGUGUUCAUCUUCACCGUUUUCUUCAUGCUCAAUCUGGUCAUGUGGGGCGAGGCCUCCUCCGCCGCCGUGCCUUUUGGCACCCUUGUUGCGCUCUCCUGCCUCUGGCUGUUUGUCUCAGUUCCAUUGACCUUUGUUGGUGCCUACAUGGGUUUCAAGCGCCCACCCUUGGAGCAGCCUGUGCGCACCAACCCCAUUCCGCGCCAGAUCCCUCCGCAGAACGCUUACACGCGCCUUUUCCCAGCCAUGCUCAUGGGUGGCAUCUUGCCCUUUGGUUGCAUUUUCAUUCAACUCUUUUUCAUCUUGAACAGCAUCUGGGGCCAUAAGCUGUAUUACGUGUUUGGCUUUUUGUUCCUGGUGUUCAUCAUCUUGGUCAUUACCACAGUUGAGAGCACUAUUCUGCUCUGCUACUUUCAUCUGUGCUCAGAGAAUUAUCACUGGUGGUGGCGUUCCUUCCUCACCGGCGGUGCACCGGCAAUUUAUCUGUUCAUCUACGAGCUCAUCUUUUACUUUCGCCGCAUGGAGGUGGAGGGUUACGCCAGCCUCAUGCUGUACGCUGGCUACUCGCUCAUUGCUUCAAUCAUCUUUUUCGUCAUGUCUGGCACGGUUGGAUUCCUGGGCUGCUUUGCCUUUGUGCGUCGCAUCUACGAUGUGAUCAAGGUCGAUUAAACAGGCUGCCAUAGCUGUAUCUUGACCACUUGCAUGCGAGCGUAAACCCGCGCGUGUACCUUCAUCUCUUUUUCUCUCGUUUCUUCACAAGUCGUACACGUGUUCACUUGAGCCUUUUAAACUUGUGCUUCAAGCAUCACCACCCGGUCGCUCGCUCGCCUUUGUUUUGUAUUUCUUCCCUUUUCUUCUUCGCCCUCCACUGUAUUUUGGCAACAAUGGAGAAGUCCCAAGCUUU
Molecule: messenger RNA, 2347 nt
Organism: Monosiga brevicollis MX1
Lineage: Eukaryota; Choanoflagellata; Craspedida; Salpingoecidae
Exons: 9
Coding region: 1-2112 (703 amino acids)
Biological process (GO): protein localization to membrane
Cellular component (GO): membrane
Source: RefSeq, a predicted model, not a curated record